UUGAAAAGUUGGAGGCUCUUACAAUCAACUAUUAUCAUCAUAAUUAACUAUUAAUUCAACUUAUAAGUAGCAACAAUCAGCCAUUGAUUAACAUCCCACCAACAAAAUCGAACAGUUAAUCAUUAUUAAUAAAACCAAUCGAUUGAGCAGCUCAACUAACAAUUUAAAUCUUUAUCCGUGUGUUUAUGUUGACUAUUUUAAGUUUACAUUCUCUGUCCAAUUCAACUAAUUGUGAUUAGAAAAUGAGUAAUUUAAUUAAUUUCUCAUACUUUGUUCAUCGUUACCGAACUCGUAAACAGUUAAAGUCAACUAAAUCACGAUUUAAUCGUGAUCUCGAAAACUUAAAUAACCCAUUUGCGAAUGGUGUCUGUGAUAGACCUCAGGAUUAUCUGUAUGAAAGACCAUCAAAGACUGACAUUGAAAAUAUAUUUCUUUACGCUGCCAACAAUGAUAAUCAAUGGAUAACAAUUAACUUGCAUUGGAAUCCAAUUGCUGAUGAAAAUUGUGGACUAAUCAAAGUUAAUUUUAAAUUGUUUGGCUUUAAUGGUGAUGAAACAAUUUACGAAUAUAAAAGAUCUGAAAGGAUUUACAAUCUAAAUGAUUACAAUGAUUAUUUAAUUGGUGGGUUUAGAUUGGAAAUUUUUUCACCAAUCAAACGGAUUAAGAUCCGUUUAAAUGAUUUUUGUACUUUUAAGUCAACAAUUAACGAUGAUAAUCAACAAUCAAUUGAUUAUAAAUUUGUUCGUUGCAUUGGGAUCAUUUUACCAGUCCAACAAAUUUUUGAUAAUCUACAACAAUUUGAUUCUAAAUUUAUAUCAAGCCAAUUAACUUCUCAAUCACAAUCAUUUCCAUUGACUGAUUUAACUGAUAUUGGUUCACAUAUUAAAUUGUUGGUAUCAAUUGAUCAACAAUCAACAGUAGAAACUAAUCUAUGGGGAUUAAGGAGUAAAUUAAGAUUUAAUCAACACGAUAAUUACAAGAAUUGUCAAAUGAUUAAGUUUUCUGGAUACGCGAUUAAGAAAGGUUAUAACUUCUCAAUCACUUUAAUCAAAUCAAAUGAUCGUUGGUUUAUCAAUGGUUUUUCCAAUUGGGGUAUUACAUUGGUGUUCCCAAUUGUGAUUGCAACUAACUCUCAACAAUUAAUUGAUGGAGACGAGAAAAUUAAUCUUAUCCUCGGAAACAAAUAUCGCUUAUUCAAUGUAAUUGGUAAUCAAAUUAUCAACAGUCAAUCAUUUUACUCGAUCACAAUUGAUGGCUGUCCAGGGAUCGGUCAUUAUAUUAGAUUGCCGUUUACUGGAAACGAAAGUGACUUUGAUUGUAAAAUAGUUGAUUGUGGUCCACUAAUUGGUGCGAUUCCUUCAUUUUCAUCAUCACCAGCUGAUCCAAUUGUUGUUAACUUAGAUCAACCAUUAGCAAUUAACUCAAAAUUAACUGGUGGUAAAGGUAGUUCAUUAGCCAAAUUAACAUCAAUUUUAAUUGGUAAUCAAAAGUUAGGAAAAGUACCUUCAGGUAUUGUUGUGACAACAAAAGCUUACCAAUUAAUGUCACAAUCAAUUGGAAUACAAAGUUACAUCGAUCAACUUAAUCAAACAUUAAGUGAUAGAAAACAAGAUGAAAGUAAAUUGCAAAUUGAUUGUGAUUCAAUUGUCAACUCAAUCGGUUCCAAUGAUCUUCCAGAAACAAUCAAACAAUCAAUUUUGAGCUCAUUAAAUCAACUAUUUGAUGACAAUUGGAUUAAUAACAAAAAAUUAGCAAUCAGAUCUUCGGCUUUCGGUGAAGAUUCAACUGAAUUAUCAUGUGCCGGUCAAAUGGAAACUUUUCUUGGUAUAUCAACAUUAGAAGAGGUUUAUCAAUGUGUAAUGAAGUGUUGGGCCUCACAAUUUAGAUUCAUAGCAAUUAAUUAUAAAUUACUCAAUGGACUUGAAUUGAAUCUUCCAAUGGCUGUGGUAAUUCAAGAAAUGAUUGAUUGUGAUCAAGCGGGUGUUUUAUUUACUUGUGAUCCGAUUACAGGUAAUCAAUUAACAGCUUUAAUUACCGCUAAUUAUGGUCUCGGCGAGAGUAUCGUCUCAUCAAAAUCUGAUCCUGAUACAAUUAGAGUCAAAUUGGAAAUGUCUUCAAAUGGAUUAACAAUUAACACAAUUGAAAAUAUUGAAAUUGGUGCUAAAGAGCAGAUAAUUAAACUUAAUCCAUCGGGUGACGGGACAAUCACAAUUGACUCACAAUUAAGUGAAUCAAUUUGUUGUCUCAAUGAGAAUCAAAUAAUCAACUUAACCUCAACAUGUUUAAAGUUUGCAUCUUAUUUCAAUGGUCCAGUUGAUAUCGAAUGGGGAUUAAGAUCAGAUGAAAUUUACUUGUUCCAAUGCCGACCAGUGACCAGCUCAUCUUCAAGUGAAUUAACUGAUUGGGAAUUAAGUCAUGAAAUCGAUUCGGCUCAUGUUAGCUCUAAUGAGUACCACACUCGAGCCAAUUUAGGCGAAGUCUACCCCGGAACUACCUCAUACAUUUGCCAUGAUUAUCAAAUGCCCUCAUCAUCCCUUCCUUAUGUGAAAAAAUUUUUUUCGAACAUGAAAGAGUUUUGUUUUAUUCCCUAUGUUGCCCGCGGGCUUGUCUUCAAUCAGCAUCAUUGCUUUUUCUCUCUUAAAGAUGGUAUAAUGUUUAGUUACGAUACUCCACCGGAAAAGGAAAACAUCAUCUCUACCUCAAUGGAAUACGCGCUUUUGGGACAGAAGAUUGAUGAUUACGAUAUGAAGGCUGAUUCAUAUGAAAGAAUAUCACAAUUAAUUGGAGAAUCUAAGUUAACUAAAUUAAAAUCAACUCUUGAUCUUGUCUUCAUGGGACCAAGAAGAUUAAGGAAAAUUAAACUAAAUCAGUUCCAAUCUAAAGUUGACCAGAAUUCAACCAGUUAUCAAAUGUUAAACGAGAUUUUAUUCAAUUCAGAUUAUAUUUGGGAUAUUUUUGUAGCUCAUCUUAGUGUGACCAUUGGAUCGUCCAUCAUGAAUCUACUUGCGAUUUCAAUUCUAUCAGCCUCAGAUAAAAAUAGUCCAACAGUUUUAACCGAUUUCGCAAAAUUGUUGGCCUCAUGUGAGCAAGUGGUCAGUGCUCAGAUUCCCGUUAUCCUCAAGAAAUUAGCGUCAAAGGUUAACGAUGAAAAUGAGAUAAACUUGAUUACCAAUUUAACUGAUGAACAAAUUGAAGAUUACCUUAAAAAUGGGACCAGCGAAUUAGCAAUCAAUUAUCGACAAUUUAUCACUGAUUAUGGUCAUCGGGGGUGGAAAGAGUUUGAUUGGGCCGGAAAAGUUUGGAGGAAAGAUUCAUCAUUGAUAAUUAAUCCAUUGAGAAGCUUAAUUUCCCAACAAUUAAACAGUGAUGAAAGAAAGCCUGAUAAGGUAACAAUUAGUGAUGAUCAAAUUAUUGAUUCGCUUGAAACACCACUAUCUAAAUCAUCACGAUUCGCGUUGAAACGAUUUGUAUUACCUUGGUGUCGUAAAUAUGUCUCUCUGCGAGAAGAAGGUAAAAACAAAUUAGUUUGGAAAAUUGAUCAGAUGCGUAAAUUGUUUGAUCAAAUGGCUGCGAAAUUAGCUUAUCAUGAGCACCGUCUACCCGAUCCUAAUUUAGCUUAUUAUCUGACACCCGAUGAGUUAUUACAAUUAACUCAAUCAUCUAAUCCUGGAUUAGUUUUAUUAGCUAAGAGACGACAAAAAGUCCUCCAAAAAUCAGAUUCAUUUGAAUUUCCAAUCAUUUCAAUUGGACCGAAAAUGUUACCAAACAAUUUACCAUCGGAAGAUGAUGAUGAUGAUCAACAUUGGACCGAUGGUCAAGAAAUCACUGGAACACCAGUUAGUCAAGGCAAAAUUAAAUCAACUGUUAUUGUUGCGAGAAACCUUCAAGAUGCAACUCAAAUUAAGUCUGGUGAUAUAUUGAUCACUUAUUCAACUGAUAUCGGCUGGAGUCCUUACUUUCCAAUAAUCGGUGGAUUGAUUACAGAAAUUGGUGGACUAAUUAGCCACGGAGCAGUGAUUGCUCGUGAAUUUGGAUUACCCUGUGUAGUUAAUGUUAAAAAUGCUUGUAAAAUAUUUAAAUCUGGUGAUUUGAUUUCAAUGGAUGCAAACAAAGGAGUUAUCAUGAAAUUAACUCAAUCAAUCAAUUGAUUUACCUUUGCGACUCUUUUAAUCUUUUAACUAAUAAAUGAUUUAUUAGUAUUUUCUAA
This is a messenger RNA of Panonychus citri (citrus red mite), 4207 nucleotides long. RefSeq names its product putative phosphoenolpyruvate synthase. The transcript is spliced from 14 exons. Gene Ontology annotation, biological process: phosphorylation. Gene Ontology annotation, molecular function: kinase activity; ATP binding. Bases 243 to 4148 code for a protein of 1301 amino acids. The record is from RefSeq and is a predicted model, not a curated record. NCBI's taxonomy places the organism in Eukaryota, Metazoa, Arthropoda, Arachnida, Trombidiformes, Tetranychidae.